AUGCUUCGUCUGCACAAUUCUAUUCGUCCAGCAUUUCGCUCUCGUAGAUGGGCUCAUAAUGUCCCUACGCUUUCUCACCUGAACUCUGUCAACGAAGAGGAUCUUGCACACUUUUCCAGAAUCCUUUCACCCACAUCUAUACUAUCAACUUUACCAUCAAUAUCCACCCCCGCAGAUGAUAUUGCGCCCUAUAACGUCGACUGGAUGGGAAAAUACCAUGGUCAAGCCAACUCUGUACUUCGACCCCGCACAACACAACAAGUCAGCGAAAUUGUCAAGUAUUGCGCUCAGCGUAAAAUUGGAAUCGUCCCCCAAGGUGGUAAUACUGGCCUAGUCGGUGGUGGUAUCUCCUUACGGAAAGAAAUUGUCCUCAGCUUGGGCGCGAUGAACAAUGUUCGGUCUUUUGACCCUGUUUCUGGUAUUCUUGUCGCCGAUGCCGGGUGCAUUCUCCAAUCCCUAAGUGAAUAUGUUGCCCCUCACAAUCACAUCAUGCCCCUAGAUCUCGGUGCAAAGGGAAGCUGUCAAAUCGGUGGUAAUAUUUCUACAAACGCAGGUGGUCUCCGACUCCUACGUUACGGUUCUCUGCAUGGCACUGUCCUCGGAUUAGAAGUAGUUCUACCAGAUGGUACAAUCUUGGACCAGCUGUCAACCCUGCGAAAGGAUAACACCGGCUAUGACCUUAAGCAACUCUUCAUUGGCGCAGAGGGUACGCUCGGUAUUGUUACCGGGGUCUCCAUCCUCACGCCUCCUGCACCCCAGGCCACCAAUAACAUAUUUUUGGCAUUACCCCGCUUCGCCAAUGUUUUACCACUCUUCCAAACUGUGAAACGCCAACUUGGAGAAAUUAUGUCCGCUUUCGAGUACAUCGACCGCACUGCUUAUGAUAUGGGUUUGCAGCAUGGUCUUGGCCCUUUGCUCAGCGCAGAUGAGGUUGGCGACUCGCAAUGUUUUGUACUCGUGGAAACCAGCGGUGGGAACCAGGAUCACGAUUUAGAGAAACUCAACAAUCUUCUGGAAAACUUGCUGACCGCUGAUGAACCGCUAAUCAACACCGGUGUUCUUUCCCAGUCACCCACUCAAUUCAACUCCAUAUGGGCUCUGCGUGAAGGCUUGACUGAGUGUGUUCAGAAAGAAGGCAAACCAUAUAAAUAUGACGUUUCUGUCCCGCUUGCAGACUUCCAAAAUGUCGUUGAUGCUGUUCGGGAGCGCAUGAUUUCGAAAGGGAUGUACGGAGACCACGCAAUUUCCAAGGUCAUGGGAUACGGCCACGUUGGUGACGGAAACUUGCAUCUCAAUGUCAUCGCCAAGCAUGGAUACCGCCCGGAGCUUGAGGCAGCUCUGGAGCCUUUCAUUUAUGAAAUUGUUGCUGACCGCAAGGGCUCCGUGUCCGCAGAGCAUGGCAUUGGAUCAAUGAAGAGGGAUGCGUUGCAUUACUCUAAGAGCGAUGUUAGCAUUGACUGGAUGAGGAAGAUCAAACAGGUCUUUGAUCCCUUGAAUAUCAUGAACCCCGGCAAAGUUAUUCCAUAG
Messenger RNA from Suillus bovinus, 1527 nucleotides. RefSeq lists its product as uncharacterized. Gene Ontology annotation, molecular function: FAD binding; catalytic activity. NCBI's taxonomy places the organism in Eukaryota, Fungi, Basidiomycota, Agaricomycetes, Boletales, Suillaceae. Gene Ontology annotation, cellular component: mitochondrion. Bases 1 to 1527 code for a protein of 508 amino acids. The transcript is spliced from 7 exons. The record is from RefSeq and is a predicted model, not a curated record.